UUUUCGUCAAACGAGCAUCUUUCAUCGCACCAGCAUGUUGGCCCUGCGAAUCGCCCGCGCCCGCCACGUCCGCAUCGCGAAUGUUGCGUCUGUCAUCCGCACUGCGUCUUCGGCUGCUAGCGGCGGUAAAGCCAAGUUUCAAUCUGCCAGAGACGCUGCUGAAGGAGUGAGUUACACCCGCGGAUUGUUCCUUGGAGUGAACAACGCCAGACUGGCAUUUCCAUUCCCAAAGUUGUCGGCAGACGAAUCCGAGACGCUUCAAUCCCUUGUGAACCCCGUAGUGAAGUUUUUUGAAGAAGGAAUUGAUGCCAAGCUCAUUGAUGACACCAAAAUUAUCCCUGAAGAAACCUUGAACAGCUUGAAGGAAAUGGGGUUGUUUGGGUUGCAAAUUCCUGAAGAAUUGAAUGGUCUGGGACUGAGCAACACCGGGUAUGCCCGUGUGUGCGAAGAACUUUCCGACGCGUCGAUCGCUGUGACGAUCAUGGCCCAUCAAUCCAUUGGACUCAAGGGGAUCCUGCUCAACGGGAACGAAGCCCAAAAGGCCAAGUACUUGCCAAAACUCGCGACGGGGGAAAACUUGGCCGCGUUUGCGCUGACAGAACCGAGCAGCGGAUCCGACGCGCAAUCGAUCAAGACCCGCGCGGUGUUGUCGGAGGACAAGUCUCAUUUCGUGCUGAAUGGAAGCAAGAUCUGGAUCAGUAACGGCGGGUGGGCCGAAGUCAUGACUGUCUUUGCGCAAACGGAGGUCGAUGGCAAGGACAAGGUCACGGCGUUCAUUGUCGAGCGGUCGUUUGGGGGCCUCACGAGCGGUCCACCCGAAGACAAGUUGGGCAUUCGAGGGUCGAACACGUGCCAAGUGUUUUUCGACAAUGUCAAGGUGCCAGUGGAAAACGUUUUGGGCGGAGGGCCGGAUGGCAAGACAGGUGGCCUCGCUGGCGUCGGCCAUGGGUUCAAGGUCGCGAUGAACAUUUUGAACAACGGUCGAUUUGGCAUUGGCGCAGCGUCGGGCGGGCAGUUGCGUCGCGUGAUUGCGAUGGCAGCAGAACACGCAUCACAACGAAAACAGUUUGGGGCGACUUUGUCUGAGUUUGGUCUGAUCAAGGAGAAGAUUGGAAACCUCGCGCUCAGCACGUACGCCAUCGAGUCCAUGGCGUACAUGACGACGGGAAUGAUCGACCGCGGGGAUCCGUUCUGCGAGAUCGAAGCAGCCAUGUGUAAAGUGUAUGGAUCGGAAGCAUCGUUUGAAGGCAUCAACGAAGCCAUUCAGAUAAUGGGCGGCACGGGCUUCAUGCGCGACUGGCCCUUUGAGCGCUACAUGCGCGACGCUCGGAUUUUGUCCAUCUUUGAAGGCACGAACGAGAUCCUGCGAAUGCUGAUUGCCUUGAGUGGCAUCAAGACCGCCGGAGAGCGUUUGUCCGCUGUCGGUAGCUUGUUCAAGAACCCGUUCAGUGACCCUGCUGCAAUCGCAUCCGAGAUCUCGUCGCGCGUCCAGAAGAAGAUUUCGUCCCCUGGUACGCUGGAGGGCGUCCACCCGAAGCUCAAGCACGCGUCGGACUUGCUGCAAUCGCGAACGAUCGAGUUUGGAGAUGCCGUCGAGUCUCUGUUGAGAAAGCACGGCAAGGGCAUCGUCAACGAGCAACUGCAGCUGAAGCGAGUCGCCGAUGCGUCAAUCCAGCUCUUUGCCAUGACCGCGACAAUCUCGCGUGCGUCAACAGCGCUUAACGACAAAACCCCCACUGCCGCCCACGAAUUGGCUCUGACGCAGUUGCAUGCUGACAUCGCGUCGGACAAAAUAAUCAAGAACCUUCGCGAGAUUCAAACCCACAAGAAGAAGGACAUCCAGCUCAAGGCCAUUGCGGACGAAGUGUUUGCCCAGUCCAAGUACAUUCCGUCCCACCCCACUGGAGUGAACUCGUAAAUGCUCAUCUAAUGAUGGAACACACGCACUACCUUCCCCUUCCGCAUUCGUGUCCUGCGAUGCGGUUCCAAUUCAUUGCGAU
Molecule: messenger RNA, 2000 nt
Organism: Aphanomyces invadans
Lineage: Eukaryota; Oomycota; Saprolegniomycetes; Saprolegniales; Verrucalvaceae
Exons: 6
Coding region: 35-1918 (627 amino acids)
Molecular function (GO): acyl-CoA dehydrogenase activity; flavin adenine dinucleotide binding
Source: RefSeq, a predicted model, not a curated record